UGGCCAUUGAAUAGUCGCCUAUUUUAAUCAGGCAUUACAGCGCGUGUUCAUCGUAUUAGCGACUAGAUCAUCCCCCGAGGUCAAGUGAUUUAACCGCGCCUCGAUCACCAAAUACCUCAGUCCCCGAAACCUUAGGCUCAAGCCAGAAUAUCCCACCUAAUAUCGUACCAUACAUUUCCCAUGCAUUAAACUCCUUCAAAUCACAUCAACAUACGCUAUCUCGAGGCCACGAAAUAAAAAAGACUCAAUGGUCAAUGCUUGGCACCCCUGCAAGCCUUUAUCAUUCCCCAUACCCCCAAUCGCCACCCCUGACUAGUACACCUUCGAGAACAUUUCGACGGGCGGCAGAUUUUUUCCCGUCAAUUCAGCCAAGCCAUUUUUGCAAAUUUUUCGGAUGCGACAUGUAUGACACUCGUGCGAUAACAGCCACGGAUCCGACUUGGCAGAGAAAUGCCGGUCACAAGCCCGUACCUAUUCCCGUCUCAACCUCAGUCUCUACGGUACUUGACAUUCAGUGUCUGCCGACUGCUCCGCAUUCUCAACAAUUCUCGUACGUAAAGGAACCCAUCCUCUCCUCAACUUAAUCUCUCCCCUUUGCGGAGUAAUCUCUGGGGACACAAACCCCGUCCGUCUAUUACCAAAUUUUCAUCAUCGCAGCCAGGACGGAGAGUUUUAUUGACUAAUGCAAACAUGGCUGCAGCCAAGCAAGAGGCUCUGUUGCGAUCCACUUUAUGUAAUCGAAAGGUUUUGGUGAUCCACUGUAGGCGCGACACUGCACACGAGCUCGAGCCUCAUGACACGGAGUUUCGGCACCGCGAGAAGCUUUUUGAGAAACGAGUCCGUUUGAGGAGUCUGGGGUCUGGGGUAUUAGGUUCUGGUGAGGGAAUUCAAGAUGUAAGAGAAACAAGGUUCGUGGGCUAUGGUUCAGAUUCGUAGGUCGCCUCCGAAGAAUGGUGGGACUAUCUCGACCCACUGGUAACUACAAAGAUCGGCCUCAUUCUCGGUCUCUGCUUAUCUGGUCUUUAUAAUAGACCUGUAUUCCCUCUCUGCUCUGGUCCUCUCCUCAUACUCUCUAUACUCAUCUUGGCACUAGAUCUCACUUACCUAUACACUUACACUACAUACACUUAUACACAUAUACUUACAUCACUUACACUACAUACACAUACAUACACACAUCAUGGACCAAAUCAACACAGCCCAAACGGCUCCAACAGAAACAAAAAAGAGCCGUCGAGAAUCAGUACCAGACAUGUUUGACACACGAACCGGCGAAGUCGCCGAGAUCAACGACAUGGAGAAGCAAAAGGCCGCUGAAGGCAACGCACACUUCCACCGUCUCGGAUGGAAGCGAUUGACAGUCGUCUUGAUCGUCGAGGCCAUUGCUCUCGGAUGUCUAUCUCUCCCUUCUGCCUUUGCCACUCUCGGCAUGGUCGCUGGUGUCAUUCUCACUGUCGGCCUUGGUUUCGUCGCCAUCUACACAUCGCACGUCGUUGGACAGGUCAAGCUUGCUUUUCCCGAGGUUUCUCAUUAUGCCGAUGCUGGUAGACUCAUGUUUGGCAAGUUUGGUUACGAGGUUAGUCAAGCCCCGAUGCCCAAUUGAUGUAUACUAACUUGAACAGUUGGUUGGCGUUAUGUUUGCUCUUCAGCUCAUCUUCCUCGUCGGAUCUCACUGUCUCACUGGAACAAUCGCCUUCCUGAACCUUACCAACAAUGGAGCAUGCUCUGUCGUCUUUGGUGUCGUCUCUGCCAUCAUCCUCCUCAUCGUCGCUAUUCCUCCUUCAUUCGCAGAGGUUGCUAUCCUUGGUUACAUCGACUUCGUCUCCAUUUCUAUCGCUGUCGCCAUCACAAUCAUCGCAACCGGCGUCCAAGCCGGCGACUCAGUAGGCGGCAUGUCCUCUGUCGACUGGUCUGCUUGGCCCAAGGACAACCUCAGCUUCACCGACGCUUUCAUCGCCAUCACCAACAUCGUCUUCGCCUACUCGUUUGCUGUGUGCCAGUUCAGCUUCAUGGAUGAGAUGCAUACUCCUCGUGACUAUGUCAAGUCAAUCUGGGCUCUUGGUCUGAUCGAGAUUGGUAUCUAUACCCUUACUGGCGCUCUCAUUUAUGCCUUUGUCGGUUCAGAGGUCAAGUCGCCUGCUCUUCUGUCUGCUGGUUCUACCAUCUCCAAGAUCGCCUUUGGUGUCGCUCUUCCCGUCAUCUUCAUCUCUGGAUCUAUCAACACCACAGUUGUCGCUCGUUACAUCCACGGACGUAUGUUCAAGAACUCAAUCAUCCGCUACAUCAACACCAAGAUGGGCUGGAUCACUUGGCUGGUCCUUGUCACUGUCAUCACGGUUGUGGCUUUCAUCAUUGCCGAGGCCAUUCCCUUCUUCAAUGAUCUCUUGUCCAUUUCUUCGUCUCUGUUCAUUUCGGGCUUCACAUUUUACUUCCCCUCUAUUAUGUGGUUCAUGCUCAUCCGAAAGGGACCUUGGCACUCAAAGGAGAACCUCCUUCUUUCCAUUGCCAAUGGACUCAUUUUCAUUAUCGGCAUGAUUGUUCUCGUUGGUGGAACAUAUGCUUCAAUUGAUGACAUUAUCCUCAAGUUCCGUCACGGCGAAGUCCGAGGUGUCUUUACUUGUGAACCAAUUGCUUAAGCGAAGUUAGCGAUAGUAUAAAUUAUGAAUAGUACAAUAUUAUGACUCAAUGUUAUCGGACUGCGGAGUUGCCGGAAUUGGAUCGUCGUGAUCAAAUUUUCCUGAAAGUCAGAUGUUACGUCACUUGAUCUGGAUUGUCAAUUCCUGCGACGGACCGUGAUUGGUGCGCAAAUGUAAUCGUUCGAUUGGCCAAUGGACGAUAAGAUAAGUCUCGGCGAAAGAUCCUUGAUGCCGAGUCUUGGCGUCAUCUAUUUAGACUCAGUCACGAGCGAAUUGUGAUGUCUGAUCAAGCCAUCUCCAUCCGAAGACAUCGGAGUAAAGUCAGCAGUUUAUCACGAUAUCAGUUGUGGUGGUAGGUCAGGCACGAUUGAAGUCAAACAAACAAUUAAUUCAUGCUAUUUAAACACCCCGAUCCUGGCAAUACUUGUCAACCUCCUUCUUCAACUGAGCCUUUUUGGUAACAACAUUAUCCAUAAUCUUCUUGACCAGGAUAUAAUCCUCAUGAGUCAAAGAUCCUCCACCACUCCAGACUCCCUCCUCCAACACAGCCCAGAGACCAGAUCCCUUUGCAACCUCCUCCAUCAGAUCCAUGACAGCAGUGAGCUGGUUAGGAAGCCAAGUAAUGAUAGGACUUCCACCUGUGGCUGUAGGAUGAAGAGUAUGCUUGAUGAUGUACUCGCGGGUAAACAUCCAGUGUCGCCAUCGGAAGCUUCGAAUGUGAUCAAGGACGCGAAGGUAUAGAACCGCAAGACCGUGAUCGCCGGAUUUUGCGAGGAAAUCACGGACACCGACUUCGGAAGCUGUUUCGCGGACAUACUUGAGGAAUGCGCGGUGAGGCUUGGGUCGAUACUCUCUGAACUCGAUGAGGAUGUCGGUCAACGGGUUCUUGGGCAUGGGGAUCUCGCAGAUGUGAUCCAAGAGAGGAAUGAUGGCAUCGUUGGCACCGGAUUCUCCACGGAAGAAUUGAGGCUUGUCGCCGUAUUGUCCCUCGUAGACAACACCAUCAGGGAACAUGGACUGCUUGGUGAUGCCGUAGAUAAAGGUUCGGUAGGUCAUGUAGUCCUUGGGCAGGGAUUGACUCCACAUGCCCUCCAUGUUUGUCUCAAUGAUCUGCAUGGCAUUGAGGAUGAGUUCCAAGCUAGCCUUGGCCUCGGCGAUCUUGGCAGUGCUGUUGUCCUUCUCAACAGCGGCCAGCAGAUCAACAGCGCCUUCAAUCAGGCCGCCAGUCUGAGCGACCAUGUGAAUGUGAGUGAGGAUGAAGCCGGCCUCAGAAGACUUAGGGUCAAGACCCUUUUCGAAAGCGCGGAUGAGGCGGAUGUUGUCGUAGUCGUCGUGCCCUUGCUCGGGAUGAACGAGCCAGUAGUUGUAGAGGGCAUAGGAGGCGGCGUAAGACAUGAAGGCAGGGAUGUCGAGACUAGGGGUCGGGUCAGCGAGGUCAAUUGAUUCAGUGGUAGACUUACAUCUCGGCACACUUGACAAGAGGUCCAGCAAUGCACUUGGGAAGUGUCUGACGUCCAAGUCCAUAACCGCCAUCAUCGCUCUUGCUAUAAGUCUCCCAACAAGGUUCAAGGAGAUAAGAAGAAGCAAUGAAGCUAUAAUCUCUAAAAGCAGCAGUAAUAGCAGCCAUAUCUCUCUUGUCCGUCCCAGGAACGACGAGAUUAUCAAUCUCAGAAGUCAAAUCAGGAAGAGCUCCACUGUCAAUAAGAGGUCCAAGAGCAAAUGUCGCCAACAAUCCUGGAGUACCAUCUUCCUUGAGGAUAGGAAUGUCGUUAAGAAGGUUUGAAACAGGAUCGAAUUGAGAAGGGAGUUUCUUCAAAGGAAGUGAAAAAGGAAGAUAUCCUGUUCGAGUUGUGAUGGUGAAAGGGUCCUCACCCUCUGGUAGCUCAGAGGGAUCCUUUCGGAGGUAUGGGAAGAGGGUGUUUGCAGCAGACAUUUUGUGAUGAGUUGAAUUGAUGAUUGAUGAUGAGUCUGGCAGACAUCGCGUCUAUAUACAUUGAGGCCGGAAUUACUAUCGUGGCCGGAAGACUUCCGGCCUUCGCCCUUUGUGAACAAUGACAGGCAACCGAUGAUACCCUAACCGGUCGUUAGCCCGAUGGCUUGAUAGCUGCCAAUCUAAGAGAUAGUAUUGAUAAUGGUCUCGUGGGGAUUCCGAACUAACGGUACGCCCGGAGUUGGGCCCGUGUUGAAUCCACAUACCCCGCGAUAUCUAGAUCCCUUCUAGAACUAUUGACCAGGAGUGCUUACGACUCGUACGCCAGGUUCACCGCAACUUUGCUAUCUCUUACACAAUAAUAACCCCAACAAGCCCAUGAAAGAAUUC
Molecule: messenger RNA, 4956 nt
Organism: Fusarium odoratissimum NRRL 54006
Lineage: Eukaryota; Fungi; Ascomycota; Sordariomycetes; Hypocreales; Nectriaceae
Exons: 2
Coding region: 1635-2636 (333 amino acids)
Biological process (GO): amino acid transmembrane transport
Cellular component (GO): vacuolar membrane
Molecular function (GO): amino acid transmembrane transporter activity
Source: RefSeq, a predicted model, not a curated record